CCAAUGUGUCGCCAUUUUAAUAUUCUGAGGUAUCAUCUGUAACAAUGUUGAAUUGUUUUAUUGUUAAAAGUCGUUAAUAUACAGUAUAAUUACUAUUGUUUCUGUAUGAAUACCUUAAAUUAAAAUCCAAAAUACUCUAAGCAUGUCUCGGAAAAAUAGACCUACAGCUGCUUCAUGGGACAGUGAUGAAGAUCUAUUACAAGAUGACAUCUUGGGUAUAAGUGCAUUUCAAAGUUCUAAGGAAAAAGAGGAGUCUGAUGAAGAACUUGAUGAAGAUGCUUUACUUGGUAGUGAUAAUGAGUACAGUGAAACUACUAAAGAAUCCACUGUUAAAGUUGAAAAGAUUCCAUCUACUAAUGCUGCUGGUAUCCCAUCACAGACUUCAUAUCAGAGCCAUCUAAAAAGAAGAGAUGAACUUGAAAUGGAAGAAUAUGAGCUGUUAGAAGUUCCUUCUGAUGCUGAUUUUGAAGGAGAAGAUGUCAUUGAAGUUGCUGAUCCUUCUGAGUUAGAUGGUUUUGAGACUGGACAAGGGAACCUUACAGAGGAUGGAAAUGCUGAACAUUUUGCUGCUUCAAACAUCAGUGGACAGUCAAUCAGUGAAAUAGGAACUGAAAGCUAUAACCAUCCUGUUAAUGAUUAUGAAUCAUUCCAGAGCCAAGAAGAAGACUACGAGGACAAAACUAUUAAAGGCUUUGAGGAGAGCAGUGAGAGUGAAGACGAGGAGAAAGGACGAGGUCGUUUCAUCAGCGAACGCUCUAACAUUAUCUCUAUUGCAACUACUAAGCCUAAAACAAGAACAGACAUUCCAGAUACAUUGGAGAUAAGUGAAGAACAACAAGCACAAAUUGAUCAAUUUUUAAAUGAGCGAAACCGUCGUGGUGGAAGGCGUGGUUACCGCGGAGGACAUGAUAACAGAGUGCAUCCCAGGCAAGCAACGUACAACACUUGGACAAGCAAUACUACUGCUUCCGGCAUGCAACCGCCUUCACAUCUGACUGACAAGAGACCUGGCAGUUAUAAAGUCCAGAGCAAUCCAAACAUAACUGUUGCUGAGACUGAGGUCUACCCCAUCACAAUAACAGGAAGAGGAAGUUACAAUCAGCAUCACAAUGCAAAUCAACCUCAUCUGCAACAGCAGCAGCCACAGCCCCAAGCACAGCAGCAACAACCACCACCACCACCACAACACAUCUAUCAUCAGCAGCAGCAUCACCACCACCAACAACAACACAUACCACAGCAACAACACCAUCACCCUCAAGUUCCCCAGCAUCCCCCUCCAUCUCCUAACCCUCCUUCUACUCCUCAGGUAAUACAUCAUCCAAGCCAUAUGUAUCAGCAACCACAGCCGCAGCAUCCGACUGUAGUAACCAAUCAACCCCAGUCUGCAGUCCCUCAUCAUUACACCCAGCCGGUGUCUAUGACGUCAUCAGCUCCUUUAGCAGCACCUGCAUCAGUUGUGAUGGCCCCUACCAAUAGUAACCCUUCACAACAACAAGGACGUAAAAUACUCAUUAAUCCACAUUUCCGUGGAGCUAAGCUUGAAAGCCAACCACCUCCUGUGAUACCAUCAUCGUCUGCUAUUGCAUCUACUCCAAUGAUGCAACAACCACAGCAGAGACAUCGACAUUACCAACCAGUUGCACAGCAGACUAGUUAUGUCCAGCCUAAUCCUGCUGAAGCUUGGCCUCCUGCAGCAGCAGCACAAGCACCCCAACAACAUUCUUAUGCUCCAAAUACCCAACCAAUGAUGCAUCCACAGACACACUACACUCCUGUUUCACAGCCAUAUCAAGCUGCUCCCCAACCUCAAGGUCUUCAGCCACCGCCGCCACCUCCACCACCACCGCCAGUUCAACAUCAACAAAUGCCUGCUGCCCCUCCAAUGGCAGCUCCAAUCCCAUCUCAAAUUAACACAGUUCCUCCACAGUAUUCUGGUGCACCUCAGCCAAUUCAAAGCCUGGCUCCUGUACCAAAUCAGCAACCCCCUUCAGUGUACCAUAUAAGUCAGCCCUACCAAUCAGCUCCUGCACCUGUCCCCUCCCGUCCAGUCAAUGACCAAUCCAUGAUUUUCCGCCAGACUUCCCAGUCCCAUCUCAUGCCUGCACCACAGGCUCCUCACUUUAUGUCUUCACCUCCACCACCAUCUCCUCAAGUUCAUCAACAACAUCCCCUUCAUCCUUCUCAAGUUCACUCUAUGCCCCAACACCAGCCUGGCGCCACUGCUGCUCCUCCGAUGCAGCAGCCAUUCCAACCACGUCCACAGUAUCAAGUUCAGCCAGUUCAGCAAUCACAUCAUGAGAUGAUACCUACUCAACAUCAGUCUCAACAGGACAUGUCAAAAAAUUCACACAGAAUGCCAGCUCCUAUAACAUCUCAGUAUGGAAAUUCAAUGCAGCAAAUACGUACUUCUACUCGGGGCAAUUUCUCCGGAAAAAUCAGUACAUUCAGUAAACUGCAUCGAAAAUAUCAAAGGUUACGGGUUAACCCUCUGGUAUCACCAAAGCGAAACCGACAAGAGAUUCAAACACAGCAAAAUAAAAACAUCAAAGUGUUAACAACACUGCCACAAGUAAAACUAAUGUCUGAUUCAGAUACUCCAGCAACCAAGAUACCAAAAGUAUCAACUCAUCUGAAACAGCUCACUCAGUCUGAUGAUGAAGAAUCCAAGUUGUUGCGAGAAAAGUUAGAACAGCAGAAGCGAAUGCGGGCUGAGGUGAUUCGGCGGAAAGAACUGCGUCGUUUGCUUCAGGCUGAGCAAAGAAGAAAAGAUUUGCAAGAAAAAUUAGCUGAGCAAGGUCUGACGCUGGCUGAUGUAAGUGAAGAACAGAAAGCUCAUUUACUGGAUGGCUUACCAAAGAAAAAAGUUGGGGCAGUUAACAAAUCUUUAACUUCAUACCAAUCUCAAAUACAACCUGGGAAAAAGCAACAAAUUUUGGGUAAAAGACCAUUACAGAGUACUCCAGUUGCAGAUGCAGCAGCUAAGAACACAUCACAGCACCAGUUUCAUGGGAAACCGCCCAAACAAGCAAAAACAAAUGUUUCCGGGAAACAAGAGAAAGACAAAAUGCUGGAAUCUCGGCAACAAACGAAUCAGGCAUUGUCUGAACGUCAUCAACAACAAUCUGCCGGAAAUGUGAUUCUUUCCGAAGAAGAGAAAAAUUUCUAUCAGAAGCAAUAUAUUCCACCACAUCAGCAAUUUCAGUCAAUAUCCACACCAAAGAAAGCCAAGCGAGAUAUGAUAUCUAAGGAGAGUGAACAGAAAGCAAGGAAUGAGCAUCAUGGUGAACAUGCCAGAGGGAGUAAUGAAAACUUAAGUAACAAGAUGAAUUGUCCAUCAAACCAAGGAAGUGGGUUUGCAUCUUUACAACAAAUGCCUGGUCUGCGGCCUAUGCGAGGUGGGAAGAUGAAAAUGUUUAAUCCACGAAUGCAGUUUGGUGGGCAACCACGUAUGCCAUCACCUAAUACUCAAGGCCAGAUGCAGAAUACAAACUAUGAAGGACAAUUAUUAAAUUUUCCUCCUUCUCCAAGUCAAGGUCCUCAAAGGCCAAUGGGUAUGCGCAGUCCAAUCAGACCUGGGCAAAACCAAGGACCCCUUCGACCACCUAUUCCAGUUGGUAUGAGACAACAAGCUCCUGGUGUUUUCAGGCAUCCUUCACCAUCUGGUAUGAGACCUGCUUUGCGGCCAGGGCUCCGACAUUUUGGUCCUCAAGCAUCACUUAGACCAAUGCGGGGUCAACCACGCCUUCUCGGUCCCCCUAAUCAGUCUCGUAUGCCACAAGAUCAGCUUAGGCCUAUUUGCCCUCAACAACAGCGCUUUAUGCACCCCUCAAAUCCACAAAGGCAUUUAAUACCUCAAGGCCGUGGUGGUUUACGUGGCAUGAUGUCACGUGGCAGAGGAAUGCAACCUGGUAGGGGUGGUCACCUUAUGCCAAUGCUUCCCCCUCAAGGUUCCAUGCCACCAGAUUUCGCCCAACAAUUAGAAGGCAAUAUCCCCAAACAGGAAUUAAUGAAGAAAACUCGCCUAAUCUUGAAGAAAGUAAUCAAGAAUUCAGUUGCAGGCAAAGGCCAAGCUGUUGCUAAUGCUAAAAAAGUUCUUGUAAGAAAAGUCAGUCAAUCUAACCUUGGUGGCCAAGCUGGGGGCCCUCCUCAAAAUAUUAAUAAUGUAGGGGGUCAGCAAGGCAAUCGGCAAAUGAACUUACAAGGAUCUAAUGUAUUUCCAAAUCAAGAAAGACAAAUGAAAUUCCAGAAUCCUGGAAUGGGUCGUGGUAAGAUACCACCCCAGCGCCCACCAGGACCUAUGCCUAUGAGAAAAGUUCCUGGAAAUAUGGCUGUUAACAAGGACCAAUCCAAUUUAGGCAGACGUACUGAUGGAGAUGGUAAUCAAAAGAUUAAGAAAGCUACCAUGAUUGCUGUUGACAAUCUUUCUUCUUCUACAACUGAGAGAACUAUGCACCAAAUGGCAAAGUCUUGUGGACAUGUGGAGUCAUUACAACUGCUGAAAAGCCAGCGCAAAGCUUUAAUACGAUUCAGGACUGGUGAUCAAGCCCAAAAAUUCUUCAAAAAAUUUCACAGGUAAGUAUCUAAAUUUUUGAUAGUUUUGUUUUAAUAUUGUCU
This is a messenger RNA of Octopus bimaculoides (California two-spot octopus), 4617 nucleotides long. RefSeq lists its product as uncharacterized. Lineage: Eukaryota; Metazoa; Mollusca; Cephalopoda; Octopoda; Octopodidae. The record is from RefSeq and is a predicted model, not a curated record. Gene Ontology annotation, molecular function: RNA binding.